Messenger RNA from Triticum aestivum (bread wheat), 851 nucleotides. RefSeq lists its product as uncharacterized. The record is from RefSeq and is a predicted model, not a curated record. The transcript is spliced from 3 exons. NCBI's taxonomy places the organism in Eukaryota, Viridiplantae, Streptophyta, Magnoliopsida, Poales, Poaceae. Bases 284 to 796 code for a protein of 170 amino acids.
ACCCAGCCCAAUCACCAGUGACGGAUGCCUCCGGCGAGACCGCCGAGAAGCGCUCCGGCCCGGCGGACGACUCCGUCGGCGAGGCCGCCCACACGCUUUCUGGCAAGAAGCGCUCCCGCCCGGCGGACGACUCCGUCGGCGAGGCCGCCCACAAGCUUUCCAGCCCGCCGGAGCAUCCGCGCGUGACGCGGCUUCGUCAUCGGCGCCUCAUCGCGUUCCUCUGGGACCAAGGCUUCCGCGACUCCUACAACGAGUACGGUUGACGAACAAGACGCGCGCGCACAUGAGCAUGCGGCACCUGGGCGGCCUGGUCCAGCGGGGCCUGUGGCUGGACGCCGUCGAAUACCUGGACAGGUACCUGCCGCCGCCCGCCAGUCCCAUGAGCUUCCGCGCCCAGGUCCUCCGUCAAUUCCUCCUGAUGCACCACCGCUUCGCCAGCGCCGUCGACGGCAUCGUUGCCAAGGCCGUGCCCAGGAACUACCUCCAACUUGACAACGGCAGGGCCAUCAGCCACGCCGAUCUGAGGCUCCGCUCCAUCUCCUUGUCCACACUCGCCGUCGACGAAGUCAGGGCCAACAUGGACUGGGAGACAGUGCGGCGCAAGGCAUCGCUUGCCGUCUCCAGGUUGGCUGGUUCUACUCCAGAGCUGCGAGGCUGCAUCGCGCUGCCGGCCACCAGCAACAAGCUGCACCACGUAUGUUCAACGAGACUGCAAUUAGGGGCGGGAAAAGGGUUGUCAGCCAGUUGUAUGUUCACAUUUGAAAACAAAAUCAUAUUUUUUUUCAUUUACAUUUAAAAAAAUCACGAAUAUUUUCUUAAAAUUAUGAACUUUUUUAAAGGUCAUGUUUUUU